AUGUCAGAUAUUGUCACUAUUGCUGUAUUUUGUGGAGUUUCUUGGCUGUUCUUCAAAGUCCUACGCUUCGGUCGUCGAGAGGAUACACUCCCUCCUGGUCCACCAACAGUUCCGAUCCUGGGAAACGCCCACCUGCUUCCCACAAAGUUUCCCUAUAUCAAGCAUUGGGGUACACACUAUGACGGCAUCUUCUCACUCAAAGUCCUGAAUGGAGCAAUCGUUGUAGUUUCCGAUAUGAAGACAGUCAAGGAGCUCUUGGAUGACCGCAGCGCCGAGUUUGCCUCCCGCCCUGUAUUUCUGGGUAUGGAUGCAGUAACAGGUGGUCGUUACAUUGUAGCAUCCCCUGCUGAGAGCCACUUCUGGAAGAUAACCCGAAAGGUUAUUCAACCUCUGGUAUCCCCUCAAGCCGUGCAGAAGUAUUGUCCUCUUGCAGACAUGGAAACAACACAGUUGUUGUACGACAUCUUGCAUGAACCCGAGGCCCUCUACAACCAUAUCACUCGCUCAAUGCUCUCGUUUAUUACGACCAUUGUCUUUGGGCAGCGCACCUCAGAACACGACUCCCCUAUUGUGAUUGCCUUUAGGGAGUAUAUCGAGCAAAUUUUCAGAGUAUUCUCUCCCGAAUCAGUGCCGGUCAAUUUUAUUCCUGCUCUCAUGUACGUACCGGAACGAUGGGCUCCCUGGAAGAAAAUGUGGAAGAAGAUACAAGCUAUGCAGUGUUCUCUUUAUUUCAAACUAUUUCGCGAGGUUGAGAGGCGGAAGAGAGCGGGAAUGAUCGACGAGUGCUUCGCUGCGAAGAUGUUGGAACAGCAAGAAGAUCUAGCACUGGAACGUGAUACCAUUGUGUACAUCUGCGGGGUCCUUUUAGAUGGAGGGGCAGAGACUACUGCCUCAUUUUUGCAGAAUCUCAUUCUAUGUCUGGUAAAAUACCCAGCGGUAUUAAAGAAAGCCCAAGCUGAGGUGGAUAAUGCCGUUGGAGACAGACUUCCAGAUUCCAACGAUAUAAAAUCCAUGCCCUAUGUUCAAGCCAUCAUCAAAGAGACUCAUCGCUUCCUGCCCACUGCGCCGACUUCCAUCCCGCACGCUUCUGUUGAUGACUCGGAGUAUCGAGGAUAUAUCAUCCCCAGAAAAACACCCAUUCUCAUCAAUGUCUAUCGUGACUUAGAGCUCUAUGAACGACCUGAGGCAUUCUGGCCUGAGAGGUAUCUGCUAUCGCCAGAUGGUACUAUGUCGGGACUACCCGAUGGUACGGGUUACACUCGUACAACACUGCCCUUCGGAAGUGGAAAGAGGUUAUGUCCUGGAAUGCACCUUGCUAAUACCAACAUUAAUCUGGCUGUCAUGCGUCUUCUCUGGGCAUUCGACUUCGCUUCUAUUGAUAGUACCGCCCCUUCGACGCCAAAAUGGGAUAUUGAGAAUGAAUUUGUUGACGGUAUUACGUUGAGUGCAAAACCAUUCCAAUGCAAAAUUACGCCACGCAGCACAAGGAAAGCAUCCAUCAUUGAAAAAUCGUACAAAUCACUCAGAGAUGGUUUUGGCGGUCAACUACAGUAA
This is a messenger RNA of Psilocybe cubensis, 1554 nucleotides long. Its product is annotated as Cytochrome P450 monooxygenase. The record is from RefSeq and is a predicted model, not a curated record. Gene Ontology annotation, molecular function: monooxygenase activity; heme binding; iron ion binding. NCBI's taxonomy places the organism in Eukaryota, Fungi, Basidiomycota, Agaricomycetes, Agaricales, Agrocybaceae. The transcript has 12 exons. Bases 1 to 1554 code for a protein of 517 amino acids.